Messenger RNA from Gorilla gorilla gorilla (western lowland gorilla), 2522 nucleotides. RefSeq names its product coiled-coil domain containing 116 (gene CCDC116). NCBI's taxonomy places the organism in Eukaryota, Metazoa, Chordata, Mammalia, Primates, Hominidae. The transcript has 4 exons. The coding region runs from base 368 to 2392 and encodes 674 amino acids. The record is from RefSeq and is a predicted model, not a curated record. Gene Ontology annotation, cellular component: centrosome.
AACCAAUGAGGAUGUGGUAUGCAAAUAAGCAAGUGGAGGCCGCCGGCCGACUUCCUCGCACUGUGCAGCUGCUCCAGUGAGGGCGCAGACUGUACUGGCCUGUGCGGAGCAAGGCGGUGUUUCUGGUGAGUCUGUUGAUUCUGGGCUGGGGUGAAAGCCAGGUUGCCCAGGGUUUGGGAGGAGGGCGGGUCGAGCACACACAGAUCCAAAGAUGAUCGGAGACAGGAUUGUCCUCAGCGAUUCCACCCCGAUGACUCUGGAAACUGCCUGCCUGCAGACGCGUGGGGGCCAUGGAGCAGAGGAAGGGCUGGAUGCAUGAAGGAGGCGGGGUGCGGGGAGCGAGGGACCCGCAGACUCAGGGCCACAAAUGCGUGGACCUAUUGGAGACCCUCAGGUUGUCUCCCCACCCCACGCAGAGAGGAAUGCGCAGCUGAAGAGAGAGGUGGGCAGCAGGCCCAGUCACCUACCAGGUGACCACAUGGCCAGGUGCCGCCACCACUCGGGUUACCUGGCCGAUGACGAGGCCAGCCACUCCAUGUGCAGUGCACGGGUGCAGCUGCCCAAGAAGCCACUGAUCCCAGAAAUGCGGCCAGCCUGCAAGCCGGGCCGUGUGCCACACCCACCAUCCACAUGUGGCAGCUCAGCACUCCAGGGCCAACGCCGAAACAAGAGGCACCCUCAGCCCUUUGGCCACUUUCUGGAUUUCCUAACGGAGAGCCAGGUCCUGGACAGCCUGGAGACAGUGGUGGAGAAGGCGACUGAGCGCAUGGCUGCCAUGAAGACGGAGGCUGGGGUGCCGCUUGUGGAGGUGCAGGACCCAGUGGAGGUGCCAAGUGGUGGACGGCGGGCACAUGCCCGGCCCAGCCUCAGCACCGUACACCGGCACCGUGUACGGCCGACCCUCUGCACUGGACACCCCAACAACUACCCAUCCAGCUCCAGCUCCAUGUCCAACUGCCAUAGCAGCCUCAUGGCCGGCUGUCUGGGCUCCCACAGCCGGGACAGUGACCUAGGUGCCCAAGGCUCAUUGCCACCUGUGAGGGACAAACUCCUGCUGGAGAAGAACCUCAAGCGGCUGCUACAGCUGGAGAGGAAAGGGAAAGGCCUCAGUCAGUCCUGCUCCCAGAGGGACUCCCUGCUGUGGGAUUCGCUGGGUAGCCAGACCAGCUUUCGGUGGACCCAGGAGCAGCCCUUGUCCUGGUUCUCAGGGCUGCUGGGCUCAAGCUCUGGCGUGCCUGAAGCAUCAGAGCCGAGGCCUGGAGAACAGGAGCCAAUCUUCCGCAAGCGAGAGUUCAAUAAGGAGAUCAAGUCAUUACUGAGCCAGCUGGAGUCCCUCGACCUGCCUGGCUACUGUCCGCUCCGUGAGCCCCAUCGCACGCUGAACUUCCUGGCUGACCACCGCCUCUUCCCCGCCCUGCAAAGCGUGGUCAGCCAGGCUGUGGAUAAGCUCCGUGGCGCCCACUGCCGCGACGGCCGUCCUCUGUUCACCACCAGCUUGGAGCCCACCUCAGAUCUGCCGCCUCCCGGCUCUGAGCCAGCUAAACCCACCAAUGGCGGGCAGCCCCAUGCUUCCCCCCGCCCCACAGUCUCCAGCCCCAAGAUGCUUCAGAGAAAACGCAAGGACAGAGGAGGCUCCCCCUCCAUGUCUAGUGCCCAGGUGGCCACCAGAUUCAAACUCAAGAGCCCCCGCAGCAGCAGCAGGUUCACGAAUAAGAAGCCGCUGCCCUCCAUCUCGUCGAAGUCCAGCAUGUCUCACUUCUCCAACCGCCUUUAUGAGGAGCUCGCCGACUUCCUGACCCAGCAGGCAGCCUCCUUGGUCAUCCGCAAGUACGAGUUCGAAAAGGACCUCAAUAAGCAGCUGGGCUUCUUCUCCUUCCCCAUCACCCACGUGCUCAGGGACCUUUCCCUGGGCUUAAAGAAGGUGAAAGGCUCCCGCAUCCACCUGUCCUCGGAGACCCACCGGAGCUGCCUGCUGCGUAAACUGGAGGAGGCCAAAAGGGCCCGGCAGGCCUCCCGGCUCAGCACCUCCCACCGCAGCACAGAAACACCCACUGUGCAGCAGGAACCAGCCACCCACACUGCCCAGGACCAGGCCACAGAGCCCUGCCACUCCCUCUACACCAACUUGCCAGCCAGCCAGCAGCUCAGCCCUUUGGAGCCCAAGCUCUACAUGUCUGCCUGCACCGGCAUGGGUUCCAGUCCCCCCAAGUCCAAGGACAUGGACAAUGAGGGCCGUGAUAAAGCCGAGAUUGAAGAUGAAGAUGAGGAUGAGUUCAAGGAUGAAGACCAGGAUGAGGACAAGGAUGAGGAUGGAGUCCAGAGCCUCCCAGAGCCUGGAGAGGAGGCCUUGGUCAGCCACUCCGUGGACGUGGGCCACGGUGACCCACCAUGAAGUCCCCACUAGCCACUCGAUUCCCUGCUCUGUCAGAGUUGCUGCCCAUCACACCAGCCCCUGCCAAGAGCAGGAGUCACCACAGGCUGAAUGCCCAUGAGGAGCUCUGCUGAGACUCUCAAGGGAGCCA